Messenger RNA from Penicillium atrosanguineum, 885 nucleotides. RefSeq lists its product as uncharacterized. The record is from RefSeq and is a predicted model, not a curated record. Lineage: Eukaryota; Fungi; Ascomycota; Eurotiomycetes; Eurotiales; Aspergillaceae. Bases 1 to 885 code for a protein of 294 amino acids. The transcript has a single exon.
AUGUCUCCACGCCGCCUCUUCCCAUUCUCCGGCCCCAAGAGCUCGGUUCCCUCCCGUCCACCGGGUCCGCCGCCCCCGUCGGAUAAGGAUUUCAGUAUUGAAAGCAUACUGCAGGCCAUCGAGCCCGAUAUACAGGGGACCUUGGAUUCGAUUGCCGAGAUCUGCGGACGAAGCAAGCUAAGUCUCGCCAAUGAGUAUGGCAGCCAUAUAGCGCCGCUGGGAGAGAUUCGCGCUCCAGCAAGCGGCCUCGUUCCCGUCGAAGAAGCCAGCUCAACUGACGAACGGCGCGCCGAUGAGAGUUUGAUUAUCUUCGACGAUAAUCCUGGUCUCGUAGAGCCUGACCGUGAUAUGCAUCCCUCCACCUUCUAUCGGUACCUUGAGAAUCUCCGACAGGCCGCAUCGUUGCUGGAACGCAACGGUACAACUGUCUCAGGCCCAUCAGCGCAGCUAAAUGCUUCAACUUCCGCUGCCGUGGCGAGUUAUGUGAAUUCCCCGGAAUUGGACGUCGCUCCAUUACCCACUUCUCGAGAGUUUGUCUCGAGACCCAAGAACACGGGUCGAGAUCUUUUAGCGAUGAAUAUUACCUCUAGCCAAGAUGACCACUUUUCUCCAAAUAUUGUCACCCCGGCUGUUGUUUCUGAGUUUCAUCUUGAUGCACAGGCAGGCGAGAGAAACACAGAAACCGACCCAUCCGUUCUGUCCGUGGACCAGCUCAAUCUUGACGAUCGCAUACCGGAGUCCAUUCGCUCUCUACUUGGCUGGUUAAGAUGGUCUGCACGAAUUGUAGGACCAGAGUCCCGCCCGGCUUUGCAGUCAGCCGAAGGCCGACUACGAGCUAUGCUGGAACAAUCUGCUGAGGACAGGUUCUCUUCGCAAGCUGUGUAA